AUGUUCACCUUCGGCAGCAACUGGUUCAUCAGCCUUGCUGUUCUGUUCCUCUUGGGCGCCGCUACAGCAGCCCCUGCACCAGACAACACGGCGAACCAUGAACCAAGCAAGGCCAAUCUGGUUCCUCGCAGCUGCCAGACAGCUGCUCCGAAAAUCUUUGCCCUGCUCGACGAGAACCGGCCCAAAGAUUUCAUCCCUAGAAAGGACUUCUUUGCUUUCUCCCGCCAAUCUAAGUCCCCACACAAUGACCUGUUGGCAACGUUUUCAUUCGAAUUACCACCCGGAGCGACAGGCUGCAUGCUACAGAUCCAAUGGCCUGCACUUGAUUUCGCCAUCAGCUCUGGCCCCUCAGAGACAGCCGAAGUCUGGAAGGUGCAGCCUUGGGGAGCUCACGUUCCGGGAUCGAUUAAACCUUCUUUUGCCAACCAGCCCGAGCUGGAUCAAAUGGUUGGCACGGUCAAUUUCUUCCCGGGGCCACAGACGAGCCCUUACAAGACUAUUGUCGCCAGCGAUUCAUGCAAGCCCACCAUGAGCUUUUUGGUCAAAUUCGCAGACUGGCAGCAAGGGGGCGGUUUUGUGAAAUUCCAUAACAAGUUGGACCAGAUUGGAUGGUCAAUGAUUUACAACUGUUAG
Messenger RNA from Paracoccidioides lutzii Pb01, 633 nucleotides. RefSeq lists its product as hypothetical. Bases 1 to 633 code for a protein of 210 amino acids. The transcript has a single exon. The record is from RefSeq and is a predicted model, not a curated record.